This is a messenger RNA of Suncus etruscus (white-toothed pygmy shrew), 1127 nucleotides long. It is a transcript of the gene CAPZA1, whose product is annotated as capping actin protein of muscle Z-line subunit alpha 1. Gene Ontology annotation, cellular component: F-actin capping protein complex; actin cortical patch. Gene Ontology annotation, molecular function: actin filament binding. The coding region runs from base 19 to 879 and encodes 286 amino acids. Gene Ontology annotation, biological process: actin cytoskeleton organization; barbed-end actin filament capping. The record is from RefSeq and is a predicted model, not a curated record. NCBI's taxonomy places the organism in Eukaryota, Metazoa, Chordata, Mammalia, Eulipotyphla, Soricidae. The transcript has 10 exons.
UGGGCCAGGGCAGCCAAGAUGGCCGACUUCGAGGAUCGGGUGUCGGUUGAGGAGAAGGUACGGAUAGCUGCUAAAUUCAUCACUCAUGCACCCCCUGGUGAAUUUAAUGAAGUGUUCAAUGAUGUCCGACUACUACUUAAUAACGACAAUCUCCUCAGGGAAGGAGCAGCACAUGCCUUUGCCCAGUAUAACAUGGAUCAGUUCACACCUGUGAAGAUAGAAGGCUAUGAAGAUCAGGUUUUGAUUACAGAACAUGGUGACCUGGGUAAUAGCAGAUUCUUAGAUCCAAGAAACAAGAUUUCCUUUAAGUUUGAUCACUUACGGAAAGAAGCAAGUGACCCCCAACCCGAGGAAGUAGAUGGCGGUCUGAAGUCUUGGAGAGAAUCCUGUGACAGCGCUUUAAGGGCCUACGUGAAAGAUCACUAUUCCAACGGCUUCUGUACUGUUUAUGCUAAAAUUAUAGACGGGCAACAAACCAUUAUUGCAUGCAUUGAAAGCCACCAGUUUCAGCCUAAAAACUUCUGGAAUGGUCGCUGGAGAUCAGAGUGGAAAUUCACUAUCACGCCACCUACAACUCAAGUGGAUGGAGUACUUAAAAUACAGGUUCACUAUUACGAAGACGGAAAUGUCCAGUUAGUUAGUCAUAAAGAUGUACAGGAUUCAAUAACUGUUUCAAAUGAAGCCCAAACUGCCAAAGAAUUUAUUAAAAUCAUAGAGAAUGCAGAAAAUGAGUACCAGACGGCAAUUAGUGAAAACUACCAAACCAUGUCAGACACCACAUUCAAGGCGCUGCGCCGGCAGCUUCCAGUUACCCGCACCAAAAUCGACUGGAACAAGAUACUCAGCUACAAGAUUGGCAAAGAAAUGCAGAACGCUUAAAGGCUGAAAGUCGGUAUUCUUCAUUAUCUGAAAAGAAAGGAGUCCCCAUGUGAUCAUUCGCUAUCUAAGUGAUUUAUAAACAAGAGUGAUAUUUUGCUAGGGCUUUCAAAAGUUAACAGGUUUUCUAGCCUCAUGGCAUACUGUUGAACCUAUAGCAUCGUCUCGUUCCUUUGUGUUCUUUCUGCCUUGUCAUUUUCUUUUUUCACUAUAUCUACUUGUAAAUUUUUUUUUUUAAUUUUGCCACAUUU